This is a messenger RNA of Sphaeroforma arctica JP610, 1380 nucleotides long. RefSeq names its product CMGC/CDK protein kinase. The coding region runs from base 1 to 1380 and encodes 459 amino acids. Gene Ontology annotation, molecular function: cyclin-dependent protein serine/threonine kinase activity; ATP binding; cyclin binding. Gene Ontology annotation, cellular component: cytoplasm; nucleus; cytosol. The transcript has 8 exons. The record is from RefSeq and is a predicted model, not a curated record. NCBI's taxonomy places the organism in Eukaryota, Ichthyosporea, Ichthyophonida. Gene Ontology annotation, biological process: protein phosphorylation.
AUGCACAGCGAUAAACCGGCAGAGAAGGAGAAAUCAACGGAGAAGGAGAAGCCAGUGGAAAAAGGAAAGGCUUACACAAUGUUCAAGAAAAAGUUCGCCACUCUCAGAAGUCAUAGCAGUCGUGGCAGCGCUUCCAUCACAUCAUUCAGCGUCACUGGGCUCAAUGAAGCACCCACCAGUCGGCAAAACUCCACAGCUCGUACAUCGAUCGAUAAAGACAUCGCGUCCACGCAUCAUCUGACACCACAGGCACAGAUAAAACUUAUGAAUAGCAAGAGCUCUUCCAAUGUCCGCCCAGGUGUCUCUCCCAACAGGCAUGCACAGGAAUCUAAGCUGCACAAAUCAGCGCACCUGCUCUUCGUGGAUAGUAACGAACAACCAGUGCGGCGGAAGUCGAUGCCGCAUGUUGUGAGUACGCAAACAAACAAGCAACUGGGCUAUGGCAAGGUGGAAUCGUACCAGAAGCUGGAGAAAUUAGGAGAAGGAACAUAUGCGCAAGUCUACCGGGGUGUCAGCACCAUCACCGGUGAACAAUGCGCUCUCAAAGAAAUAAAUUUAGAUGCAGAAGAGGGGGCUCCCUGUACUGCUAUUCGCGAAGCCUCGCUACUACGAGAGCUGAAACACGUCAAUAUUGUGAUUCUGCACGAUAUUGUCCAUACGCACACGAGUAUGACAUUCGUGUUCGAAUACUUAAAUAUGGAUCUGAAAGACUACAUAGACAGAGCAGCGCCAUACGUGGCGCUGACCAAUGUGCGACUGCUGUUUUACCAACUUUUACGAGCGCUGGAAUGCUGCGCAAGGAAGCGGAUUUUGCACCGAGACAUAAAGCCUCAAAAUAUACUUCUGAAUGAAAUUGGCGAGUUAAAAUUAGCAGACUUCGGGCUGGCCAGAGCCAAAGGGGUGCCGAUCAAGUCAUUCUCGCACGAGGUGGUAACACUGUGGUAUAGACCCCUAGAUAUCUUACUUGGUUCCGUCGACUACAACUCGUCGCUCGACAUAUGGUCAGCAGGCUGCAUAUUAGCCGAACUAGUAACAGGUACCCCACUGUUCCCGGGAAAGGACCACGACUCCCAACUCACUACAGUUUUCUCCAAGCUGGGGACGCCGUCGCCUGAUACGUGGCCAGAAUUGGAAAAUCUACCCUUGUACAGUAAAAUCUGGACUAUGUAUGCACCGAAGCCGUUCACGUAUUUGGUGCCCCGAUUAGAAUCUGAGGGAAUCAGACUAUUGAGUGAAAUGGUGGUCUAUGAGCCAGCAAAGCGAAUAUCGGCCAAGGAGGCAAUGCGACACGAAUAUUUCGAAGACUUGCCGUGUGAGAUACAUGCAUUAAGAGACGAUCAAAGUGUGUUCUCUGUACCAGGAGUACGUAUGUUUCCAUAA